GUAUAGAAUAAAGAAAGAAACACAUCCCCACACACACAAAUCAAAACAAACUCCAAUAAAUACUCCUUCAAAAUCGACUCCAACGAAGCUUCCUGGAAGCUCACUAUGGCCAUCACUUCUCUCGCACCAUUUAACCUCCUCUCCUUCUUCUCUCCUUCCCCUCAACCACACUCCCUUCCUUCUCUUCUCAACCCUUCACCAUAUUCUCUCUCUUUUUUCUUUUUCUUCCCUUUCUGGGUACUCAAUACCCACGAUGAAACUCAUCAAGGACAUCCCAAAAAAGUUCUUCAAAUCCAGGAAAAGCAGGUCAGUUUCAAGAUCUGACGAACCAUACUCUUUCAGCUCCGGUACGACGUCGUCUGAGUCGUCCGAAUCAUCAUCCUCGAACGACAAGUCCCAUGACGAACCAUACUCUUUCAGCUCCGGUACGGCGUCGUCUGAGUCGUCCGAAUCAUCAUCCUCGAACGACAAGUCCCAUGCCGGCUUGAAAUCCAACGGCUUAGCCACGCCGACUAGCGUUUUACCCUCUCCUUCACCGGUCCGCGAUGAAUGGCCGGAAAUAUCGGCCAACUUGUAUGUCGAGUUGGUAGAAGCUUUCAAGUUAUUUGACCGUGAUGGUGACGGAAAGAUAACAACUGUGGAGCUCAAGGCUUUGCUGAGUCGGGUGGGAGCCGAACAGCCGAGUGAGGAGGAGCUGACGAUGAUGUUGAGUGAAGUGGACCGCGAUGGGGAUGGGUGUGUUAGUUUGGAGGAGUUUAGCGCGAUCAGCUCGGCUUUUGGGCCACCUUCUUGUCGCUCGGAGCUCAAGGACGCGUUUGAUGUCUUUGACACUGACCACGACGGAAAGAUAACGGCGGAGGAACUUUUUAACGUGUUCAACGACAUAGGGGACGGGGGGUGCACGUUAGAGGACUGCCGGCGCAUGAUAAAAGGGGUCGACAAGAAUGGGGAUGGAUUCGUGUGCUUCGAGGACUUUACCCGUAUGAUGGAGCUGCAGAGAUGACUGGUGAAUCUUCAUCAAGAUCUCGCCAUGAUUAAGUCCUUUAAAUUUUAUUUUUUCUUUUGGCUUUGUUUUUGGGUAAUAUUUAUAGGGGUGUGUCUCUUUAAGGGUGGAGAUUAAGUAAAAAAAAAAGAAAAAUUUGGGUCGAUCACAACGAUUGGUCAAUUGGACGGCUAAGAUUGAUCCAUGUUGAAGUUGUUUGGAACUGCCGUACAUAUAUGAGAAAAAAAUCUUGUGUGGGAUUGGUGCAUAUGAAGUUAAAUUUUUAUCAUCAUUGUUGUAAUUUUUCUUUUCUAAUUUCCCUUUUAUCUUAUAUAAAAUAAUUGAUGCCGAUGAUUAAUGCUCUGUUUGGUAAAAAAA
Messenger RNA from Ilex paraguariensis (yerba mate), 1360 nucleotides. Lineage: Eukaryota; Viridiplantae; Streptophyta; Magnoliopsida; Aquifoliales; Aquifoliaceae. The record is from the annotation of a GenBank genome assembly.